This is a messenger RNA of Oryctolagus cuniculus (rabbit), 5668 nucleotides long. Lineage: Eukaryota; Metazoa; Chordata; Mammalia; Lagomorpha; Leporidae. The record is from RefSeq and is a predicted model, not a curated record.
CCAGGAUUGAGGAAUGGAGUCUAGGCCUCCUUCAUUGGUGACAUCACCAUUGCUUCCCCAGGUUUGCAUUAUCUGGGAGCUAGAAACUAGAGCUGGCAUUGGAAAUCACAGACACUCUGAGGUGGCAUCAUAAACAACACUAAGCUAAAUGUCUGCCCUGUCUUUUAAUAUAUUUUUCCUCUGACAUAUUGGAAAUGAUAUGCAUGGUGUUUUCCUGGAAAUUGUUUUCUGUUCAUUCCCAUCGUAGUUUCACUGAUAGUUUCUUGCCUUUUUUUCUCAAUGCUUCUACAUACUUCUCCUUAACAUUGCCCAGUCAAGAGUCAGUAUUGCCCCUCUUCUAGCCUGCUGUGCAAUUCCCCUUGACAGAUGUGGCCUUUGUGAUUUGAACCUCCUGUUUCCCUCCAGCUUGGGCAUGUCUCACAGCCUGUAGAUCAUGGGUUUGACUCUGUUGAAUGCUCCGUGUGGCUUUCUAAACACUCCACAAGUCUAAUGUGAAACCAUAUCCUUCCUUUUUUCCUUCAUAUCCAUACACAACUGUCAGUGUUUAUUUUGUGACAGAGUUAACAUGUUGACUGGAAGUGUAUUAUUAUAGGUGAUGACAGCAUUUGAAGACCUGGCUGUGUACUUUACAUGGGAGGAAUGGCAGAAAAUGAACAAUGCUCAGAAAAUCCUGUACAAAGAUGUGAUGCUGGAGACCUACAGCAGCCUGUUCUCCUUGGGGCACUGCAUUACCAAACCUGACUUGAUCUUCAAGUUGGAGCGAGGAGAAGAGCCAUGGAUGGUGGAUGAAUGCUUGAAUCAGAGCCUUUCUGUGGUCAUGAAAAGGGAUGACCUGAUUAGGAUCAACCAGGAAAGUCAGGACAAAAAUCUGAAUCAGGAUUUUAUGAAAAAUAACAAGACAUCAGCUCUCAAGGGAAUUGAAUUAAGAAAAACACUUAGUUUAAAUUCAAGCCAUGUUCCAACACUGAUUAUUAAAAAGGGAAUCUAUUCAGGAUUGAAGCCUGAGGAAUGCAAUAAAUGUCACACUGUGUAUCCCCCCAGUGGGCCUGAUCAACUACAGGCUGGAGAGAAAUUUGAUAACACUAAGAUACCUGGAAAAUCUCUCCAGUUCUGUGAGCCUCUUAGCCAGCUUGACAAUAUUCACAUCAUGAAGCAGCCAUUUGGACCCACUGGACAAGCAAAAGUCUUCACAAGAAAGAUGUUCUGCAAAUCUGAGAGGGUUCAUAUGGCAGAAAACUGUAAUAAGUCAACUGUCACUUUUGGAAAAGCAACACAAAUAGAAAAAGCUAUCCAUGAAAAUUCUAGCCUCAAUAUGCAUCAACAAACUCACACAAGAAAGAAAUUUUAUAAGUACAUUAUGUAUUUUGAACCUGUCAUUCACCAGUCACAUCUUGCAAUAAACCAGAGACUAAAUACAAGGGAAAAACUUUACACAUGUAAACCUUGUGGAAAAUCACUCAGUUUUAAUUCACCUUCUGAAUGUAAUGACUGUGGAAAAGCCUUUAGACAAAAGUCAGUCCUCAGGAAACAUCAGCAAACUCACACAGGGGAGAAACCUCAUGAAUGUAGUGACUGUGGAAAAGCCUUUACACAAAAGUCAAACCUCAUCAAGCAUCAGCGAAUUCACACAGGAGAGAAACUUUAUAAAUGCCUUGAAUGUGGAAAAGGCUUUCUGUGGAAGUCAGACCUCAUAGUACACCAGAGAAUUCACACAGGGGAGAAACCUCAUAAAUGUAAUGACUGUGGAAAAGCCUUUGCACGAAAGUCAUCCCUCCUCAUACAUCAGCGAAUUCACACACGGGAGAAACCUCAUGAAUGUAAUGUCUGUGGAAAAGCUUUUGGACGAAAGUCAAUCCUCAUCAUACACCAGCAAAUUCACACAGGGGAGAAACCUCAUAAAUGUAAUGACUGUGGAAAAGCCUUUGGACAAAAGUCAGACCUCAUGAAACACCAGCGAAUUCACACAGGGGAGAAACCUCAUAAAUGUAAUGACUGUGGAAAAGCUUUUGGACAAAAGUCUAUCCUCAUCAUACACCAGCGAAUUCACACAGGGGAGAAACCUCAUAAAUGUAAUGACUGUGGAAAAGCCUUUGGACAAAAGACACACCUCCUCAUACAUCGGCGAAAUCACACAGGAGAGAAACUUCAUAAAUGUAAUGACUGUGGAAAAGCCUUUGGAGAAAAGUCAAACCUCAUCAUACACCAGCAAAUUCACACAGGGGAGAAACCUCAUAAAUGUAAUGACUGUGGAAAAGCUUUUGGACGAAAGUCACACCUCAUCAUACACCAGCAAAUUCACACAGGGGAGAAACCUUAUAAAUGUAAUGACUGUGGAAAAGCCUUUGGACACAAGUCAGGCCUCAGGAAACAUCAGCGAAUUCACACAGGAGAGAAACCUCAUAAAUGUAAUGACUGUGGAAAAGCCUUUGGGCAAAAGUCAGAGCUCCUCAUACACCAGCGAAUUCAUACAGGGGAGAAACCUCAUGAAUGUAGUGACUGUGGAAAAGCCUUUACACAAAAGUCAAACCUCAUCAAGCAUCAGCGAAUUCACACAGGGGAGAAACCUCAUAAAUGUAAUGACUGUGGAAAAACCUUUGGACAAAAGUCAAAGCUCCUCAUACACCAGCGAACUCACACAGGGGAGAAACCUCAUGAAUGUAAUGACUGUGGAAAAGCUUUUGGACGAAAGUCAUACCUCAUCAUACACCAGCAAAUUCACACAGGGGAGAAACCUUAUAAAUGUAAUGACUGUGGAAAAGCCUUUGGACACAAGUCAGGCCUCAGGAAACAUCAGCGAAUUCACACAGGAGAGAAACCUCAUAAACCUCAUAAAUGUAAUGACUGUGGAAAAGCCUUUGGACAAAAGUCAAACCUCAUCAUGCAUCAGCGAAUUCACACAGGAGAGAAACCUCAUAAAUGUAAUGACUGUGGAAAAGCCUUUGGACAAAAGACACACCUCAUCGUGCACCAGCGAAUUCAUACAGGGGAGAAACCUUAUAAAUGUAAUGACUGUGGAAAAGCCUUUGGACAAAAGUCAAACCUCAUCAUGCAUCAGCAAAUUCACACAGGGGAGAAACCUUAUAAAUGUAAUGACUGUGGAAAAGCCUUUGGACAAAAGUCAGACCUCCUCAUACACCAGCAAAUUCACACAGGGGAGAAACCUCAUAAAUGUAAUGACUGUAGAACAGCCUUUGGACACAAGUCAUGCCUCAUAUUACAUUAGAGAAUUCACACAGGGCAGAAACUUCAUGAAUGUAAUGACUGUGGAAAAGCCUUUGGACAAAAGAUUAACCUCAUAUCACAGCAGAGAUUUCACACAGGGUAGAAAACUCGAUUGUAAUAACUGUGGAAAGCAUUUAGCCAUAAGUCAACCUUCAUCAUGCAUCAGAGAAUUCACACAGGGCAGAAACCUUAUGAAUGUAAUGACUGGAAAAGCCUUUGGACAAAAGUCAAACCUGAAUGCACCAGAGAAUGCACACAGUAUUGAAUUUCAUGAGUGUAAUGACUGUGGAAAAACUUAAUCUCCAACUCCAAAUGCUUCAGAGGAUUCACACAGGGAAAUAACCUUAUAAAUGUAAUGACUGCAGAAAAGCCUUUUUCUAUAAGUUAUACUCAUAUCAAAACAGUUCACACAGGGCAGAAACCUUAUGAAUCUAGUAAGUGUGGAAAAGCCUUUAUAAAUUAUAUGUUAUUAAUCAUAGCUCAUAUCACACCAGAGAAUUCACACCGGGGAGAAACUUCAUGAAUGCAAUGACUGUGGAAGAGCCCUUGGCAAUAAGUCACAUCUCAGAAUGCAUCAGAAAAUGCACAGGAAGAGAAACCUUUUGGACAUAAUGACUUGGAAAGCUUUUCCCCAUAAUUCAGCCCUCAUUGCACAUCAUCUAAUUCAUAUGGGGGAAAACACUUUGGGUAUAAUGCAUAUGGAAAAGCCUUUAUCCAUAAGUAACACCUCAUAAAACAUCAGAAUUCACAUGGGGGAGAAACCUUAUGAAUGGAAUGAAUGUUGGAAAACUCUGCCAAAAUCACACAAUAUAACAUCAGAGAAUUUAUUACAUGGUGGAAAUCUUGUAAUAAAUGUGGGAAAGCCUUUUGUCAGAAGGAAUACCUCAUAACAUGUAGAUCAAACAGGGGAGAGAACUUAAGAAUAUAGUAAAUAUGAAGGACUUUUUGCAAAAGCAACAUAACCAUGUGACAGAGCCUUUUGCUGGAAAUUACAUCCCAUACAAUAGGCACUCCCAUAAGGAAGAAAGGUUGGGACCAGCGCUGUGGCACAGUAGGUUAAAGCCCUGGCCUGAAAUGCUGGCAUACCAUGUGGGCACUGGUUCUAGUCCCAGUUGCUCCUCUUCUGAUCCAGCUCUCUGCUAUGGCCUGGGAAAGCAGUAGAAGAUGGCCCUGCACCCACAUGGGAGACCCAGAAGAAGCUCCUGACUCCUGGCUUUGGAUCGCUGCAGCUCCAGCCAUUGCAUCCAUCUGGGGAGUGAAGUAGCAGAUGGAAGACCUCUUUCUGCUUCUCUGUCUCUCUAACUCUGUCUUUCAAAUAAAAAAAUUAAAUUGUUAAAAAAAGAAGUUCAGAAAUAUUAUUAGUGUGACAAAAAGCCAUUUGUCAGAAAUGGCAUUAUACAUCAGAAAAUUCACCCAAGGUGUUUCUUAGCAGUGUAAUGAAUGUGGAAGUAUAUUUUCAUAGAAUUCAGGCUUGCAUAAAUAUGCAACUCAAAAAAGGUGAUAUCCUUCAAGUGCAACAGACCUCAAAAAACCAUAGCCAGAAAUUAAACAUCAGGCUGGCACCAUGGAGCAAUAGGUUAAUCCUCCACCUUCUAUGCUGGCAUCCAUAUAGGUGCCAGUUCUAGUCCCAGCUGCCCGUCUUCAAUCCAGCUCUUUACUGUGGCCUGGGAAAGCAGUAGAAGACAGCCCAAGUGCUUGGGCCUCUGCACCCACAUGGAAGACCAGGAAGAAGCACCUGGCUCCUGGUUUCAGAUCAGUGCAGCUCUGGCCACUGUGGCCAUUUGAGGAGUGAAACAACAGAAGGAAGACCUUUAUCUCUGUCCCUCUCACUGUCUGUAACUCUACCUGUCAAAUAAAUAAAAAUAUUAAAAAAAAAACAAGAAAUUAAACAUCAACUAACAUCAGAGAAUUCAUACAGUAAAAUGUCAAUUUAAUGAAUGUGAAAAAAUUUUUCUGCCAUUAAUCAAUUCACAUGAAGAGACUCCAAAAUGAGAAAACAUAUGUGCAUAGAAAAGUCAUGUACCAUGGCCAUGGUGAUUUCACUUUUAUUGUAAGAUCAUCAUCACCCCCAACAUUCUUUAAGUUGCCCUGGAAACUGUGAGGUACACAGUGUCUCAGGGCCAUUUUAGCCAAGAGUAAUAAUUCUUUCUCCUCAAUGUAAUAUAUAUAUAUAUAUGAAUAUAUGUAACAUAUAUAACAUAUAUAUAUUUUAUACAUAGAUAAAUUUGCCACUGUGUGUCUAGAUACUAGUAUAUUUCCUGAAAAUUAUGCGGGAAAAUAGUGGGAUCUUAAUGUGAUUUUUAUCCCAGAAUUAGGUAUGUUUAUUUAAUUUUAGAGGUUGGUAGACUUGGAGACACAGAGAAACAGAGAUUAUGAGCUACAACUUGGUGGCUUACUCUUCAUUCUUGUAAUGAUCAGAAACUGGAUUAUUACAGAAAGCUGAGCU